ACGAGUUUGACUCUGUCUAUGGCCUUCUCCCUCUUUGCCGUAUCGUUGGGGAAGUCCUUUCCGUCAGGCAACCCCUCUGGCUGAACCUGCUUUGGAAGCUCUGACGCAGGAAAGCUGAGUCGUGGGCAGCGGCUAAGGGAAGCCCACCAAUUCCUGAACUGCCUGGACCUCUAAAGACUGACAACCCCUAACAAUUAUGUGUGUGGUCAUUGCAGAACCUUGGUUUGGGAAUGUUUUCCAGUCUGGAAAAUCCCCCUAUGAUGUGUUGCUUCUUAGGGAGAGGGGAGAGAAGGACAAAAAAUAUAGAGACCUCACCCAGGGAAAGCGGGCUUUGCCAUUUCAUAUAAACAGAGCCUAACCUGCUGCUGUGGGAUCUCCUACAGUUGGGACAGAAAUCGUAUAAAUAGAUUCAAUGAGUGAGCAGAGCCCUGAAUUUAGUGCUUGCUUGAUGUGUGUAUUUCUUUUGGAAAUUGCUAUACUUCAGUCCAGACCUGGCUGUUGCCACCCUGGGAGGAGAUGGUGAGGGUGGGCAGAGGACAUAUAGUGCUGGGUAGACAGCUAAAUGUUAAUUUUUUAGUGCCUCUUUGGCCUCCCUUUCUCUGGCCUCGGCCCCCUUCACCCACCCUUUGAAACUGGGAGAGAGUACAGAGCUUUCUUUGGGGGGAUACAGAGAGAAGGACCAGGGUUUGAAGGCUCAAGGGAAACAGCUUAUUCUCCACUUUUCCCUUGGUAGUCAGGUCACUGGGGAAGAUGCCAUGUCAUUUGGGUUUUCUAUCACCGAUUUAAAAAGCCUUCUAAUCCUAAUUCUUCCAUUCACCAACUUCCUUUAGGCAAAAAGGGAAAGAUAUUUGGAUGUGAGCAUCUUUAUCUACAACAUGAGGGUGUGUGUGACCUUGGGCAAGUCAUUCAGCUUCGUUAGGGCUCAGUUUUCUCCGAAGUCCCUUCUAGUACUGACUCUAUGUGUCCAUGAGCCCUUCCAGUUCUAAUGAUCUGUGACAUUUCCAAGAGGAAUUUAAUUAAAUUGGCAUGUUGACUAUAACCCAUAAGCCGACUUUAUUAAGCUAGAAGGUUCUAGUGCUCAGCUGAGGUGCAGUAAGAAUACAUUCACUAGUGACUCCUUUCUUUCCUUCAGUCUCCUGCUAUCUCUUUGAUUUUUAAGCCACCCUUUGAAAAGGACUGAUUAUUUUCCUAGCAGGCAAAGGAAAAAGCCUCUCUAAACAGGAGGGGGUCGCUUUUCUCCCCCGUCUAAUCCAGAGCUGAACCAGUAGGUGGCAGCAAUUUACAGGACCAGGACCUAAUGCUUUGUAUGCAACUGUUAGGCCAGGGUGGGAAGGGAAGGAAAGAAAAGGAGUUUCUAUCUAUCACGGGCCUGGAGAGACUCUGCCUGUCCUGGAAACUUGAGAGGAUGGGGGAGUCUUUUUCUUUUUUUAAAGCCUUUAAUGCCUUGGUUCCUAUCGGUGUCCACAUGAUAAAAAGAGAAUGCUGGAGAAUGAGUCUAGGCAUUGAGAUCUUGGUGCCAGCCACAUCUAGCUCUCUGACCACACCUCUGUUGCCUCCUCUGCAAAAUGGACGUACUCAUGCUUGCUCCGCUUUACCUCGCUUGGUUGUCCUAAGGACUGGGUGGUAUCAGCAUCGUGAUUGCUCUUUCAAGCUGGACUUUCUGGUCCCCGUUUGUAAGUCACUGCCGGAUGCUGCCCAGUCCUCAGCUUGAGAGGGGGUUUUAAAAGAAGUCUUGAACUGUGAACUGGGGCUUUGGGUGGAGACAAGAUGGCCUCGCCAGCAGACAGCUGUAUCCAGUUCACCCGCCAUGCCAGUGAUGUCCUCCUCAACCUGAAUCGCCUGCGGAGCCGAGAUAUCCUGACGGAUGUUGUCAUCGUGGUGAACCGGGAACAGUUCCGGGCCCACAAGACUGUUCUCAUGGCCUGCAGUGGCCUGUUCUAUAGCAUCUUUACUGACCAGCUGAAAUGCAACCUGAACGUGAUCAACCUUGACCCUGAAAUCAACCCCGAGGGCUUCUGUAUCCUUCUUGACUUCAUGUACACAUCCCGCCUGAACCUCCGUGAGGGGAAUAUCAUGGCCGUGAUGGCCACCGCCAUGUAUCUGCAGAUGGAGCACGUUGUGGACACGUGCCGAAAGUUCAUCAAGGCCAGUGAAGCAGAGAUGGUGUCUGCUGUCAAGCCUCCUCGGGAUGAGUAUCUGGCUGGCCGGAUGCUGCUGCCCCAAGAAGUGAUGGCCUAUCGGAGCCGUGAAGUGGCUGAUAACAACGGCCCCCUGCGCAAUGGUCCCAUCUGUGACGGACGAACCUUUGCUCCCGGCCUGUACAACGGCUUGACUGCGUCACCAGCUUCCUAUCCCGUUUACGGCCACCUCCCGGUGAAUAGCUUCUUUGAUGAGGAACUGAGGGACGUCAGGAUGCCCAUGGCUGACCUACCCAGGGCCAACCCAUACCCCAAAGAGCGGGUCGCCUCCUGUGAUAACACCCGGCCCCUCCCCACAGAUUACAACCGGGCCAUCAUGGAGGUCUCUGCCAAUAUGUGCCAUGCUAGUAUCUACUCCCCGAAAGAGGGUACUCCAGAGGAGGUGCGGAGUGAGGUACACUACAAUGUGACUGAGGCGGGCCCCAAACCAGCUGCCCCAUCUGCCCGGAACAAUUCCUACUUUGCCUGUGACAAGCCUGGCAAGGAGGAGGAGAGGACCUCCUCCGAGGAUGAGAUCAGCCUGCACUUCGAGCCCCCCAGUGCACCACUUAACCGCAAGGGCCUGGUGAGCCCCCAGAGUCCCCAGAAGUCAGACUGCCAGCCCAACUCGCCCACGGAGUCCAGCAGCAGCAAGAGUGCCUGCAUCUUACAAGGGGCUGGCUCACCCCCAGCCAAGAGUCCCACUGACCCCAAGGCUUGUAACUGGAAGAAGUACAAAUUCAUCGUCCUCAACUCCCUGAACCAGAGCACCAAACCUGAUGGGGCUGAGCAGGCUGAGCUGGGCCGCCUCUCACCUCGAGCUUACGUCCCAGCAUCUACCUGCCAGCAGCCCUCGGAACCCGAAAAUCUCAACAUCCGAUCUCCAACCAAGCUGGGUGUGAGCGGGGAGGACUCUGCCGUAUCGCAGGCCAGCAGGCUCAACAACAUCGUCACAAGGUCUCUGGCCGGCUCCCCCCGGAGCAGCACAGAGGGACAUUCUCCGCUCUAUCUGCCCUCUUCCAAAUGCCGCUCCUGUGGCUCCCAAUCCCCACAGCAUUCGGAGAUGUGCCUUCAUGCCACGGGCACCACCUUCCCAGAGGAAAUGGGAGAGACCCAGUCUGAGUACUCGGACUCCAGCUGUGAAAAUGGAGCUUUCUUCUGUAAUGAGUGUGAUUGCCGCUUCUCGGAGGAGGCAUCCCUCAAGAGGCAUACCCUGCAGACGCACAGUGACAAGCCUUACAAAUGUGACCGCUGCCAGGCCUCCUUUCGCUACAAGGGCAAUCUCGCCAGCCACAAGACCGUCCACACAGGGGAAAAACCCUAUCGCUGCAACAUUUGUGGAGCCCAGUUCAACCGGCCGGCCAACCUAAAGACCCACACUCGCAUUCACUCCGGAGAGAAGCCGUACAAGUGUGAGACCUGUGGAGCGAGAUUCGUCCAGGUGGCCCACCUGCGUGCUCACGUGCUCAUCCACACUGGGGAGAAGCCCUACCCAUGUGAAAUCUGUGGCACCCGUUUCCGGCACCUGCAGACACUCAAAAGCCACUUGCGCAUUCACACAGGAGAAAAACCCUACCAUUGCGAGAAGUGUAACCUGCAUUUCCGCCACAAAAGCCAGCUGCGGCUUCACCUGCGGCAGAAGCACGGUGCCAUCACCAACACCAAGGUUCAGUACCGCGUCUCUGCUGGCGACCUGCCCCCGGAACUACCCAAGGCUUGCUGA
Trichosurus vulpecula (common brushtail) is the source of this 3900-nucleotide messenger RNA. RefSeq names its product BCL6 transcription repressor (gene BCL6). Gene Ontology annotation, cellular component: nucleus. Gene Ontology annotation, molecular function: RNA polymerase II cis-regulatory region sequence-specific DNA binding; protein binding; DNA-binding transcription factor activity, RNA polymerase II-specific. The transcript is spliced from 10 exons. Lineage: Eukaryota; Metazoa; Chordata; Mammalia; Diprotodontia; Phalangeridae. Gene Ontology annotation, biological process: regulation of transcription by RNA polymerase II. The record is from RefSeq and is a predicted model, not a curated record. The coding region runs from base 1768 to 3900 and encodes 710 amino acids.